AUGGCGGCAAAUGCAAGACCCGUCUUGCAAUCGGAGAUCGGAGCCGAUGGCCUCCCUCGAGAAAAUCCUGUCAUUGCCUACACCGAGAAGAUCAUCGAGGAAGAACAACUUCAGUUGCAAAAAUAUAUUCAAGAAAACUAUUCCAAGAUUCGUGAUGUUGAACGUGAAUUGGCAAAUCUUUCCAUGGAAAUGAAACUUACAUCUGGGCCGAAGAAAGCAGCUCUCGAGCACAUGAGAAAGAAAAUAGAAAUGUCGAAUGAGAGAGUUCGUGUUGCUAAACUAAAAGAGGAACAAGCAAAGAAGGCAUGGGAAGAAGCAUCAAAGGCCGUAAAAGAUGAAGAAGCGAUCAAGCAGAAGCUCUGUGAAGACUUGAAUAAUUUGGUACAAGAGAGUAGCAACACUCAAUUGGCUAGACUGGAGGAACUAAAAAGACGGCUCGAGGCUCUAAAUCCUAGCAGAUCAUCGACAUUUGUCCCAAAUGAUACGAGUCCAGGGGUCGCUUUGCAGAAUAAUUCAAUUCAAGACAGUGCCUCAGGUUUUGUUAGCGUGGAAUUAACUAGUGGACCUACUGGAAAAGUAGCCAAUCAAGGGAAUGCUGGAAAUACUUCAACCAUGAAUGGAAACCCAGUGCCUCAAGAAAAUGAAGCAAAGGGAAAGAAGAAAGGUAUUGUUCAAGGGAGGGGAAGAGGAAUUGGUGCAGUACCUAAAGGCAGAGGUUCUGCAACACCUGGGUGGACUGGGGCUGGUUUUGAGUCUUGA
Molecule: messenger RNA, 759 nt
Organism: Oldenlandia corymbosa var. corymbosa
Lineage: Eukaryota; Viridiplantae; Streptophyta; Magnoliopsida; Gentianales; Rubiaceae
Source: the annotation of a GenBank genome assembly